Pestalotiopsis fici W106-1 is the source of this 1146-nucleotide messenger RNA. RefSeq lists its product as uncharacterized. The record is from RefSeq and is a predicted model, not a curated record. Lineage: Eukaryota; Fungi; Ascomycota; Sordariomycetes; Amphisphaeriales; Sporocadaceae. The coding region runs from base 1 to 1146 and encodes 381 amino acids. The transcript is spliced from 3 exons.
AUGGCUCAUGCACUCAUCUUUGGCGCUUCUGGGAUAUCAGGCUGGUCGUUGCUGAACCAAACGAGAGUCUAUCCUUCGGCCACUUCCUUUGCCCGCAUCACUGGAACCACCAACCGCCCAUUGAGCCUGGAGCAGGCCCAGCUACCAAGGGAUGAUCGCGUGCAGCUUGUCCACGGAGUCGAUCUCACAAAGUCUGUGGAUCAGGUUGUGCGGUCCCUAAAAGAUAAGAUUGCCGAUGUGCACACCGUGACACACGUGUUCUUCACAGCCUACAUUGAGAAGGAGGGCUUCCAGGCGCUCAAGGAGAUCAAUACACGACUUCUGGAUACUGCCGUGCGAGCUAUAGAUGCAGUCGCACCAGGUUUGCAGUCAUUCAUUUUGCAAACAGGUGGAAAGGGUUAUGGUCUUGAAUUCCCAAAGGAGGUAUCAAUUCGCCCGCCUCUCACCGAAAGUAGCCCGCGUAUCCCUGAGCCGUGGGCCAGUGACAUUUUCUACUACUCACAAUAUGAUCGCCUGGCGGAGCUGUCGCGUGGCAAAUCUUGGACCUUUACUGAAAUCCGGCCCGACGGCAUCAUUGGCUUCACGCCCGUCACGAACCCAAUGAACCUGGCCCAAGGCAUUGCGUUGUACCUCGAGAUCUACAAGGAGGUCCAUGGUGCCGGCGCCAGAAUUCCCUUUCCAGGUCAGCAGCACGGCUACCAGUCGACACACACGGAUACAUUUCAGGAUCUCCUAUCCCGCAUGGAGAUCCACGCCGCUCUCAACCCCGACAAGUGCGGCGGCGGUGGCAUCUUUAACGUGGCUGACGGCAAGGCAGUGACCUGGCAACAGGUAUGGCCCCGCCUCUGUGAGCACUUUGGCCUGGUAGGCACAGGGCCCGACCCGUCCUCGUCGACGCCGCUGCUCGAGUUUGUGGACAAGCACAAGCACGUCUGGAAGACCAUUGCCCAGCGACACGGGCUCAAGGAGACCUUGGCCGAGGAACAACAUUGGGGGUUCAUUGAGUUCAUGCUCGUGCAGUUCAAUUUUGACAGGCACUAUAAUCUGCAGCGUUCACGCGAGGUUGGAUUCACCGAGGAGAUUGACACGGUCGAGGGAUACAAGAUUGCGUGGGAGCGGAUGAGAAAGGCCAAAAUGUUGCCCUAG